UUUGUUUCGUCAACUAAAAAGAUGGCUCAUACUAAAUUGGAUUUUGAUGAAAAUUCUUCUAAAACACCUUCUUCAUUAAUUAUAAAGGAUAUUGUACGUAAUGAACAAGAAGAACUUGCGGAAGAAGUAUUUUUAGAAGAACUUUCAUCACAAUUAGCAGAAAAUCCAAAAGCAAUGGCUGCAAUAACAGAAGAAUACAUGAAAACCACUAAAUCAGAUGGACAAGAUUUUGAGAGUAUUCAACUGCUCCCUAAUCCUGGAUUUGUAAUAAAAAUUCGUAUAGCAUCCUCAAAUAAAAAACUAUAUAAAUUAAAUUCAAAAUUUUUCAUCAAUUUUUGUUAUUCAAAUAAAGUACCAUGUCCACCAAAUGCUACUGAAACUGAAAUAAAAAAAUCAAUGAAUGGCGAUGAGGAUUCAAUUUAUCGUGUUCCGACCGUUAUUAGUAAUAUUCGAGAAGAUAAAGACAAUAAGGAGGAUCUUUGUUAUGUUUGUGAUGCUAUUAUUCAUACAUUACCAUUUAAAAGAACAAGAGAAGAUUCCGAUUUUAAAUUAUAUAUAAUCGAACUGGCGGUGGAAAUGAUUGAAGAACAAUUUAAUCUAGAAUUAACUCGCAACUUUGCAUAUCCGAAAAUAAGUUACAAAGGCAAAAUAGAAGAGAAACCAGUUAUGAUUCCUAAACAACAGAAAUCUUUAAUAACGGAGAUUUCCACGAAACCGAGCCAACGAAAAAUAAUUGAUGAAAAAUCAACCAAAAAUGUCAGAACUCUGGAUAAACCUAAAUAUACCAUCACAGAAGAAUUUAGAGAUAAAAGGUUAUUCCUGAUUAUAACUAUUGAUACGCCUUCUAUGCAAUCAGUAAAGGAUAGCACAUUAGACUUAGAACCUUUGCGUCUAAUUUUUAAUUCGCCCAGGAAAUAUAAUUUGGAUAUCACGUUACCUUCAAAAGUGAAUAUCAUAUCUGCGAAAGCAAGAUUUAUAAAACCUAAGAAAAGAUUGGUUAUUAGAGCAGAGAAAGAUUGAUUAAUCCAAUGUAAAGUAAGCGUAACAAUUACUUUUUUUUUAUUAAUAUCAUUUCAGAAUGUAAUUUUAUUAAAGACCAUAAUCUAUUUAUGAAAAGAAUGCAUAUUUAAAUGUUUAUACAACCAGCAUAUUAUACAAAAUGAAUAUAUUUUAAUAUUCCACCUCUUUUAAAAAAAAAAAAAUUAACAUAAUAAUAAUAUUAAUAAUAAUA
Molecule: messenger RNA, 1231 nt
Organism: Rhizophagus irregularis DAOM 181602=DAOM 197198
Lineage: Eukaryota; Fungi; Glomeromycota; Glomeromycetes; Glomerales; Glomeraceae
Source: RefSeq, a predicted model, not a curated record